GGACAAAGAGCCCCUGCUUCACAUGCCACCCUUUAAGACAGGUUGGAAACCUCUGCGUCCUCAAAAGACUGUGAGCUGCUGACUGUCCUCCGUCUGUCAGAAGUAUUAAUCUUUUCCGGCAUCAUUCUGCAUCAUGCUGCGCCUGGCUGUUAUCUGCUGUCUCCUUUACACCUUGCUGGUGCCGUCCAGUGCCCAGUCAGACUCUAACCAGCCUGUGAUCCAGCUACGUCUAGCCGGGGAGAAGAAGAAACACUACGAGGGUCGGGUCGAAGUCUUUUACAAUGGAGAGUGGGGGACGGUGUGCGAUGAUGACUUCUCCAUCUAUGCUGCCCAAGUGGUAUGCAGAGAGCUGGGCUUCACGGGUGCCGAGUCCUGGUCGCCCUCAGCCAAGUACGGAAAAGGGGAAGGUCGUAUCUGGCUAGACAACGUGCACUGCACAGGUAGCGAAAAGAGCCUGGCUCAUUGUGAGUCCAAUGGCUUCGGAGUAUCCGACUGCAAACAUUCAGAAGAUGUCGGCGUGGUGUGCAGUUCGAAGCGCAUUCCAGGAUUCAAGUUCAUUCGGAACCAGGCCAACAGCCAGGAGGGCUUGACGGUACAGGUGGAAGAGGUGAGGAUCAGGGCCACAUAUUCUCACAGAAAAAGGAUUCCCAUUACUGAGGGCUUUCUGGAGGUAAAAGACGGAGGCAAGUGGAGGCAGAUCUGCAAUGAGGAUUGGAACCAGAUGAAUAGCAGGGUCAUCUGUGGCAUGCAGGGCUUCCCUGGGGAGAAACGCUUCAAUGCCAGACCCUACAAAUUGCUGGCCAGCCGUCGAAAGAAGAACUACUGGGGCUUCUCUAUCAACUGCACAGGCAACGAGGCUGACCUUUCUGAUUGUAAACUGGGCCGAGAGAUAGAGAAGAAAGGCAACAGCACCUGUGGAAAGGGCAUGCCUGUAGUGGUCAGCUGUGUGCCUGGACGGGUCUUUGCUCCUAGCGUCAGCAUCGGGUUCAGAAAAGCCUACAGGGUGGAGCAACCCCUGGUACGUCUAAGAGGUGGUGCCAUGAUAGGUGAGGGGCGAGUGGAAGUCCUGAAGAAUGGAGAGUGGGGAACAGUGUGCGACGACAACUGGAACAUUCGCGCUGCCACCGUGGUGUGUCGAGAGCUGGGGUUCGGCAGCGCCAAAGAGGCCCUGACUGGCGCCCGAAUGGGACAAGGCAUUGGACCGGUCCACAUGAACGAGGUGGAGUGCUCCGGUUUCGAAAAGUCCCUGACCGAGUGCUACUUCAACCCUAACUCUUUGGGCUGCAGCCAUGAGGAAGAUGCAGCAGUCAAAUGUAAUGUUCCUGCCAUGGGCUUCCACAAUAGAGUGAGUAAACUCUGUCUACCAUAUAGAACGAAAAACUAUGUGUGUGUAACAGUUCAGGAGAUGCCUAAAUGUAUAUAUCCCUUCCCUCAGCUUCGGUUAAGUGGCGGCCGUAACCCAUACGAGGGCCGUGUGGAGGUCCUGGGGGAGAGAAAUGGCUCUUUGGUGUGGGGCACGGUGUGCAGUGACAGCUGGGGGACUAUGGAGGCCAUGGUAGUGUGCAGACAGCUGGGCUUGGGCUUUGCCAGCAAUGCUUUUCAGGAAACAUGGUACUGGCAAGGAGACUCAUCAGCUGAUGCUGUGGUGAUGAGCGGGGUGAGGUGUUCAGGAACUGAGCUGACUCUGGAGCAGUGCCUGCAUCACGGGAAACAUGUUGUCUGUCCCAAAGGAGGUGGACGCUUUGCUGCUGGGGUCUCUUGUACAAUGACUGCCCCUGACUUGGUCCUGAAUGCUCAGGUUGUGGAGCAGACCACAUAUCUGGAGGACAGACCCAUGUAUGCUCUGCAGUGUGCCCAUGAAGAGCGUUGUCUGUCCGGCAGUGCUGACAAAGCUGACCCUAGCUCCUACCGCCGCCUUCUUCGCUUCUCCUCCCAGAUCCACAACAAUGGCCAGUCAGACUUCAGACCUCGGGCAUCACCUCAGUCGUGGGUCUGGCAUGACUGUCACAGGCAUUACCACAGUAUGGAAGUUUUCACCCACUAUGACUUGAUGAGUCUGAACGGCACUAAAGUGGCAGAGGGCCACAAGGCCAGCUUCUGUCUUGAAGACACCUAUUGUGAUGAGGGAAUUCAAAAGAGGUACGAGUGUGCAAAUUUCGGCGCACAGGGCAUCACUGUUGGCUGCUGGGAUACCUACAGGCAUGACAUUGACUGUCAGUGGAUCGACAUCACAGACGUGAAGCCCGGCGACUACAUCUUGCAGGUUGUAAUUAACCCAAACUAUGAGGUCGCGGAAUCAGAUUACACUAACAACAUAAUGAAGUGCCGCUCCCGAUACGAUGGGCAUCGGAUGUGGACAUAUAACUGUCAUACAGGUGGCACACUGAGUUCAGAAACAGAGGAAACGUUUCCUGGAUUGCUUACCAACCAGCUUUCUCACAGGUAGACCUGAGAAGGACAGGUCAGCAUUGGUGGAUGGGGGGUGCAGACUAAUAUUUGACAACCACUAGAGGGGGGCCUGGGCGGAUGCGCUUCCUUGGAGCAGUGCUGGAUUGUUGUUGAGCUCUGGGCUCAUCUGGUACAAUAAACAAUGACUCAAUGGGAAAAUGAAAUGCUUGCUUACUAAACCAUUAACCGCAUUCAGAUGUUCAAAAAGUGUUAGUACAGUGUAGAUUUGAUCUGAUGUUUAUUUACCAGGAGAGAUGCCAUGAGGAUUGUAGCCAGGUAACUCGUUAAAUAACCCAUGCCAACGAGGGCCUCCUGCGUAAAAGUUUCCAGUGUUUGGGAGAACAUUUUAAACCAAAGAAAAAUCACGACAUGAGAGACCACGACUCUUGGACUGAGCUCUGUUUGAACGGGUGAAAAUAGUGUUGUGCUUAAUCUGGUGCUACAGCCUGUACUGUUGCCUCGCAGCUGAACCGAGAGACAUUUGCCUCAACAGUAAAUAGUUAAAGGAAUUACUGACUCAAAACUGUGAGCAGUUUUAAUAAUACAUUACAUGACUAUGAUUAUCUCUGCAGAGCAAUGUGCUACAAUCUGUGGAUACAGCAUGUCCGAUAAGUAACUCCUGCUCUCAGAGGGAUUCAUUAUAACAAACUGAAAACAGGAUUCAUUUUAAAAUUUCUGUUCGAGCCUCCGAGCACUUAAUGUACCAACAUCUUGCAAAGAGCUUACUUCUCCCAGGAUUUUGCCUUUCACAUACUUGACACAUACAUUUCUGAAAAUAUUUUUAAUUUAUUCACACCGCACACACAUUUUCAUCUUCUUGUUCUGCACAUCCUCUCCCUUUCUUUAUCGGUGUCUGAGUUGUGUUAAAUUAUUACCAUCAGGGAAUUUGAUUACAUUGUGGAAGUGCUGUAACAACCACACAUGUAUGUGAAAAUGCCUCUUCGUGGUUUUGUACAUUUUUUUUUUUUCUAAAUGUGGCAAUUCAAGUGUGCUUCACGUUACGAGGAUACUUGUUGGUUGCUGUCUGUUUUUAUUUUGUAUGCAUGGAUGAAUGUGGGAAAGCAUUAUGUUUUCAAUAAAAUGAAAUGCUUGACAAGCAAAAAGUGCUUCUGUGUCAUAAAAAUAUUUCCAACAUGUGAGCUGCGGGAACCUAAAACCUAACCUGUCGCUGUUAUUAGCGCGCUCACCUGUAGUGGAUGUUGGCACUCAA
This is a messenger RNA of Pelmatolapia mariae (spotted tilapia), 3658 nucleotides long. It is a transcript of the gene loxl2a, whose product is annotated as lysyl oxidase-like 2a. Gene Ontology annotation, cellular component: membrane. NCBI's taxonomy places the organism in Eukaryota, Metazoa, Chordata, Actinopteri, Cichliformes, Cichlidae. Gene Ontology annotation, biological process: sprouting angiogenesis; collagen fibril organization; peptidyl-lysine oxidation. Gene Ontology annotation, molecular function: copper ion binding; protein-lysine 6-oxidase activity. Bases 134 to 2446 code for a protein of 770 amino acids. The transcript is spliced from 13 exons. The record is from RefSeq and is a predicted model, not a curated record.